CUACGUAUUUGUGUUCUUUCUUUCUCAGAAAACCUGCAUCUCAAUGGCAAAUUUGCGAUUCUCCCGUGUGGCAAUCCUCCUCCUCCUCCUCCUCUUCGUCCAUACAAUUUCUGCUCAAACAGUACCAGCAGGCCCCACCAACAUCACUCAAGUCCUAGAGAAGGCGGGUCAGUUCACUACCUUCAUCAAGCUUCUCGAAGCUACUCAGGUGGCGGGCAGAAUCAACGCUCAGCUCAACAACUCAAACCAAGGCCUCACUAUCUUCGCACCCACGGACAAUGCCUUCGCAAGCCUAGAAUCAGGCACACUCAACUCCAUCAAUUCCCAAGAACAGCUCCAGCUCGUGCAGUUCCACAUCCUCCCCACUCUCUAUACCAUGUCCCAAUUCCAGACUGCGAGCAACCCCUUACAGACGCAAGCCGGAAAUGGAGGCGACGGUCAGUUCCCCCUCAACGUCACCACCUCGGGAAACCAAGUGAACGUGACCACAGGAGUGGUCGACGCAACUGUCGCUAACACUAUUUAUAGUGACAGCCAGCUUGCGGUGUAUCAGGUGGAUCAGGUGCUGCUUCCUUUGGCGCUUUUUGGCGCGCCCCCAACGGCGGCACCGGCUCCCGCGCCCACUAGGCCGGAGAAAAAUGUCCGGGCUUCCGAUUCUCCUUCUUCAACUACAUCGAAUAACACUUCCGGUGUGUUGGGUCUCAGUGGCCUUAGAGGGGUUAUCCUCAGUAUUGCAGUUACUGCUAUGACUGCUUCGUGUUCGUUUCCUUAAUCCAGGGGUUGAUUCUUUUUCUUUUCUUUUCUUUUUUAAUUUUUAAUUUCAUUGAGCGAGUGUUCAGUUGAUUGCUGAUUGCUGAUUUUGAAUUUUCGAUGGAGAUCUCGUGGUGUAUUAUUGCUAGCUGCAAAAUUAUAAAAUGUCUUCAAUGCAACUGAGAAUUGUUUGUCACUGAAA
Prosopis cineraria is the source of this 952-nucleotide messenger RNA. RefSeq names its product fasciclin-like arabinogalactan protein 11. The record is from RefSeq and is a predicted model, not a curated record. Lineage: Eukaryota; Viridiplantae; Streptophyta; Magnoliopsida; Fabales; Fabaceae. The transcript has a single exon. The coding region runs from base 44 to 772 and encodes 242 amino acids.